Molecule: messenger RNA, 1234 nt
Organism: Loxodonta africana (African savanna elephant)
Lineage: Eukaryota; Metazoa; Chordata; Mammalia; Proboscidea; Elephantidae
Product: olfactory receptor 5p57-like
Exons: 1
Coding region: 32-970 (312 amino acids)
Biological process (GO): sensory perception of smell; G protein-coupled receptor signaling pathway
Cellular component (GO): membrane
Molecular function (GO): G protein-coupled receptor activity; olfactory receptor activity; odorant binding
Source: RefSeq, a predicted model, not a curated record
UUGCUUUCAGCGGGCACCAUUCCCAACCACUAUGGCAACUGGAAACUACACAACUGUGACAGAGUUCAUUAUUUUGGGGUUAACAGAGGAUCCUAUAGUUUGUUUCAUUUUAUUUGUUGUGUUUUUAGGGGUUUACGUUGUCACUGUAAUGGGCAACAUCAGCAUUAUCACGUUAACCAGAAGCAGCCCUCAGCUCCAUACCCCAAUGUACCUUUUUCUCUGCCAUUUGGCCUUUGUAGACAUGGGGUACUCCUCAUCAGUCACUCCUGUCAUGCUCAUGGGCUUCUUAAGGGAGGAAACUUCUCUCCCUAUUGCUGGCUGUGUAGCUCAACUCUGUUCUGCUGUCAUAUUUGGGACAACUGAGUCCUUCCUGCUGGCUGCCAUGGCCUAUGAUCGCUAUGUGGCCAUCUGCUCACCCCUGCUCUACUCCACCCACAUGUCCCCCAGAAUCUGUAUGUUCUUACUGGGGACAUCCUACCUAGGUGGGUGUGUGAAUGGUUGGAUAUUUACUGGCUGUUUACUAAGCCUGUCCUUCUGUGGGCCAAAUAAAGUCAAUCACUUUUUUUGUGACUAUUCACCACUUUUAAAGCUUUCUUGUUCUCAUGAUUUUAAUUCUGACAUUAUUCCAGCCAUCUCUUCUGGCUCCGUCAUUGUGGUCACUGUGUUUGUCAUAGCCGUCUCCUAUAUCUACAUCCUCAUCACCAUCCUGAAGAUGCACUCCACUGAGGGCCGCCACAAGGCCUUCUCCACCUGCACCUCCCACCUCACUGCAGUCACUCUGUUCUUUGGGACUGUUACAUUCAUUUAUGUGAUGCCCAAGUCUAGCUACUCUACUGACCAGAACAAGGUGGUGUCUGUGUUCUACAUGGUGGUAAUCCCCAUGUUGAACCCCCUUAUUUACAGUCUGAGGAAUAAAGAUGUUAAAGAGGCCAUGAGAAAACUGAUGGCUAGAACACACUGGUGGUCCUGAGCAAAUCUGAGUUUACCACAAUCUGAUUUUAAUAAUAAACCAUGUAUAGUGAGGAUCUCUCCUGCAGAUGAAUAGAUGAUGUACUAAGUAAAUUUCAGUAUAUUUUCGUAGUAUUCUCGAGUCACAAAUUUCAUUGUGUCAUUUUCAAGAAACUUUUAGUGUAAAAAAAAAUACGGAUUCAUUAGGAUAGGAAUAUUUCGUAAGACUUACUUGCUUUAUACUUGCUCCAGUUACCAAUACCCACAUCUCUAAGUACAUAUAUUU